AUGCCAUUGAUGGAUUUCCAAAAGUUUAGAAACGCCGACUUCGAAGUUCAAUCACAGACGUUAGAGACGCUUUUCGAACGAAGCAAGUCGCUGGAGAAAAUGACAAUCGCAAAUCCGUCGUUUGCUCGAGAUCGGAGCUCGAACUAUGUGGAAUUGGUGGAAAAAAUAAGGGCAAAACUUUUGGAACUUUGUAGCCAGGCAGAAGCGUCGCGUGAGGCCAAAGCGGAUGUAAGUGACGUUAUAGCAGCGCACCCUAGACUGGGACAGCCACGAGUUGUUUUAUCAGCGCAUUCGGCAAUCGAACAGCGCAAUUUGGGCAACUCAGACUCCCCGGAAAUAAAAGAGACUCUGCAACGGCUAAACAAGCAAUACGAAGCACAGUACCCAGGACUGCGAUUCGUGGUUUUCGUCAAUGGCCGCACAAGACCACAAAUAAUUAAAGUCAUGCAAAGCAGGAUAAAUUCGGACAACUCGUGGGUCCAGGAAGCGCAGCUCGCAUGCAACGAAAUGUGCGACAUUGCCCUGGACAGAAUCAAAAAAAGCGUGGCACCACUGGCAAUGGAAACUAAAUUGUGA
Messenger RNA from Lachancea lanzarotensis, 576 nucleotides. Its product is annotated as LALA0S05e07800g1_1. NCBI's taxonomy places the organism in Eukaryota, Fungi, Ascomycota, Saccharomycetes, Saccharomycetales, Saccharomycetaceae. The transcript has a single exon. The record is from RefSeq and is a predicted model, not a curated record. Bases 1 to 576 code for a protein of 191 amino acids.